AAGGGGUAGAGGCCCACUGAAGAACACAUCAGAUGUAAUUAAUGCAGCAAAAACGAUUUCAGAGUCAGGAUCAAGAAUGGAUGUCUUAGCACGACUGAUUGCCAAUCAGUGUCCAGACCAAUCAUGUAAACAUGACUUGUUGGCUUACCUAGAACAGAUCAAGCUGUACUCCCAUCAGCUCAAAAUAUGCAGUCAAGUUAAAGCAGAAAUCCAGAGUCUAGGUGGAGAGCUCAUCAUGUCUGCUUUAGAUAGUGUCACUUCGCUAAUUCAGGCUGCCAAAAAUUUAAUGAAUGCUGUGGUGCAGACAGUAAAGAUGUCCUAUAUUGCGUCCACAAAGAUUAUCAAGAUUCAGAGUCCUACUGGCCCACGACAUCCUGUUGUUAUGUGGAGAAUGAAAGCUCCAGAGAAGAAGCCUCUCAUUAAAAGAGAAAAGCCAGAAGAAAUCUAUGCAGCUGUCAGAAAAGGUUCUGCAAAGAAGAGAAUCCAUCCUGUUCAGGUCAUGAGUGAAUUCAAAGGCAGAGAAAUAGUCUGAUGUCCUAUCAUGAUAUUCUAUUCGUUUUGCAUCUGUUUCCCCUCACUUAUUUAAAAAAAAUUAUAUGCUAAUAUUUUGCUUUUCUCUAAAUCUGUAUGUUAACACUUGCUUAAAUUAUUUUAAUAUAUUGUUGGACUAACUAAUAGGAAAUGAUUGGAAAAACAAACAAACAAACCAAACAAAAAACAAACAAAAACAACCCUUCAUUCUCUUGCUACCCUAAAGUAGCUAAUUGCAUUCUCUUGCAUUCUCUUGCUACCCUAAAGUAGCUAAUGCUAGCUGAGGGUCUCAACUUCUGUUGAGAUUGAAAGCCUAAAGAUUCCCAUCCACUCUCCCUUCACCUCCAGCCUUAGAAACRGGCACAAGGGGAAGUGCAAGUCUGAAAAUGUUUGAUAAAGCAAAAAAUAUUAUAGAAAUGUGGAUGCAAUAAUAUAAUCAAAAGCACUGACUACAACAAAGCAGUAAUAACAGCUCUUCAAAAGGCGUUUAAAAGCAUUAGUAUGUGUUCUGUUGGCCAGCCUCUUCUGUAAAUCCUAAUAAAUC
Nothoprocta perdicaria is the source of this 1075-nucleotide messenger RNA. RefSeq names its product catenin alpha-3-like. The transcript is spliced from 3 exons. The record is from RefSeq and is a predicted model, not a curated record. Bases 77 to 532 code for a protein of 151 amino acids. Gene Ontology annotation, cellular component: fascia adherens; adherens junction. Gene Ontology annotation, molecular function: cadherin binding; actin filament binding; beta-catenin binding. Gene Ontology annotation, biological process: cell migration; cell-cell adhesion. Lineage: Eukaryota; Metazoa; Chordata; Aves; Tinamiformes; Tinamidae.